AUGGAAUCAGCAUUCACCAAAUACACCCCAACUGAACCACAAUUACCCCCUAUGUGUAUAACGCUAACCAAAUUCCUCACUACGAGAAUUCAAGAAACUUACAAUGUGUGUAAGAGAGAAAGUCCAACAAAUAUAAAGAAUUGUUUAACUAAUCCAUUUGAAGCAAGACAUAAUUAUGGGUUAGAUAACGAAAGAAAUGAAUUAAUUGUAUAUAGACAUGAUAUAAUAGGGACUUUUAAUUCAUUUGAAGGAAAAGAAUUUUCAAUGAACCCCUAUACUAUUUCAAGGUAUGAAGUAAUAGAAAAGUUAGGACAAGGAACAUUUGGUCAAGUAUUUAAAUGUUAUGAUCAUAUAAAUAAUAGGUUUUGUGCAUUAAAAAUAUUAAAAAAUAAGAAAGCUUAUUUAAGACAAGGUCUUUUAGAAUGUGCUACAUUGUCUAUGUUAAAUACUUAUUUUGAUUCUAAUAAUGAAAGAAUAGUUAAGAUGUAUGAUCAUUUUAUGUAUUGUGAUCAUCUUUGUAUUUCAUUUGAAUUAUUAAAUCAAAACCUUUAUCAAUAUGCUAAAGAAAGAAGACAUAUUGGAUUAGAAUUAAAUGAUAUUCAAAAGAAACUAAUUCAACUAUUAAAGGCAGUAGAAUGUUGUAGUAAAGCAGGAAUUAUUCAUUGUGAUGUUAAACCAGAAAAUAUUUUGAUGACAGAAAAUGGAGAGUUAAAAUUAAUUGAUCUUGGUAGUUCAUGUUUUGAAAAUUAUACAUUGUAUAGUUAUAUUCAGUCAAGGCAUUAUAGAGCACCAGAGGUAGUAUUUAAUAAUAGAUAUAAUAAUGCAAUUGAUAUGUGGUCAGUUGGAUGUAUUAUUGCAGAAUUAUUUUUAGGAGUACCUUUAUUUCCUGCUGAUAGUGAAUUUGAUUUAAUUGUAAGAUUUGUAGAAAUGCUUGGAAUGCCAUCUGAUGAAUUUAUUAAAAAUGGAAAAAUUGCUGAUCGUUAUUUUAAAUUAGUUAAAAGGACUAACAAAUAUAGACUAAAAGAAUCGUUUGAAUUUGAAUGGGAAAAUAAUAUUAAAUUACCUCCUCAUAAAAAUUAUUUAUAUUAUUCUUCACUUCAUGAUGUUAUUAUGAAAAACCCAAUGAAAUUAAGUUUAAAUACGAAAGAAAAUAAUUUUAUUAUACGAGAGUGUUUACUUGAUCUUCUUCAAAGAAUACUUGUAUAUGAUCCAAAAGAAAGACUUACACCAAACCAAGCAUUAAAUCAUCCAUUUUUUACUUUUAAAAAUAUUAAUGAUGUUACACCAAAAGAUUUUUAUGAAUGGACUCCUCCUGAAAGAGAAUUUCCUUUUAAAGUUUAUGGUCAUUCAGUUUCUGCAGACCCUGAAGAUAUGUUAUCAGAUGCUUUUGAAAAUAAAGUUAUUAUUAAUAAAAAAUUAACUAAUUCAGAAUAUUACAAUGUUUUCUUCACAUUAUUACAAGCUGGACAUGUACCUAAUAUUACUAUUGACAAUCCUUUUGAAUAUGGAAGCAUUACACCAAAACAAUUUAUUAGAGUAUUUAAUCAUCAAUUUUCAAAACCUUCUAUUCCUAAAGUUUCUACUGAUGUUCCACGUUCAUUUGUAGCUCAAAUAUAUUCUGUACCAGAUUCUUUUAAUUCUGUUACUAUUAAAAAAGAAGAAAAUCCAUUAACAAUAAAACAUUGUAACCAAAGUAAAAUUAUAAUUCAUCGAAUGACAGAUAAUAAAUAA
Messenger RNA from Entamoeba nuttalli P19, 1731 nucleotides. RefSeq names its product serine/threonine-protein kinase, putative. Lineage: Eukaryota; Evosea; Mastigamoebida; Endamoebidae. Gene Ontology annotation, molecular function: protein tyrosine kinase activity; ATP binding; protein serine/threonine kinase activity. The coding region runs from base 1 to 1731 and encodes 576 amino acids. Gene Ontology annotation, biological process: peptidyl-threonine phosphorylation; peptidyl-serine phosphorylation. The record is from RefSeq and is a predicted model, not a curated record. The transcript has a single exon. Gene Ontology annotation, cellular component: cytoplasm.